AUGUCGAAUGACCACCACCAUUCAACCACUCCCAACAACCCAAAUCCUUGCCCGCAAGCUGAAGAAUGGAAAAACAAGGGAAAUUCCUAUUUUAAAUCCAAAAAAUUCAAACAAGCCUCGGAAUGUUAUCAAAAGGCGAUCGAGUUGGAACCUCAUCAUGCCAUCUAUCAUUGUAAUUUAUCGGCAGCAUGGAUCGGUUUGCAAAAUUAUCAUGGAGCCAUUGAGUCAGCAGAAAGAGCAGCUCAAUUAGAUCCGCUCUAUGAUAAAGCAUAUGUAAGAUGGAUACAAUCACUUGUGGAGUUGAUGAAGGGAGAUAAGGCUCUUCAAGUAUUGAUCCGAUUUUAUGAAACAUUCAAAUCACACAACAAGUUAACGAUCGAGUUGGAAAAAGUGAUGGAACAAAAAGCAUUGGACGUUAAAAAAGCACUCAUCAAGAAACAUGAUCGAGUCAAGAAAUUUUCCGUCUUGCUGCAACAAGGAAAACCAGUAGCAGCAAUUCCAGGAAGCAAUUUAUCGGAAUAUAUUGCUAAUGCAGCUCUUUUUCGUAAAUUAUAUCCAUAUGCCACGAGUCGCUCGAAAAUUCCAGAUCCAAAACGAAUUCUCACUACGGAGCAUGUGAUGGAGUUAACACAGGCAUUUGAGUUGGAAAAGCCAAAAAUUAAGCACUUUUCAGCUGCAAAGAAAAUUCUUAACAAAUUAAUGAAUCCAAGUAAUCGUGAGAAUACAAUUACAGGAGGUAACUUUAGACAGGCUGGAGGAUGUGUUGAUGACAAGUAUAUCAAAGAUCGAGUGACAUGGUAUCUUGUCACGUUUCCUGCACCUCAGCAUGUAGAUGCAAUAGCUUGUGAAAAAUAUACUACUGAAAAAACGGCUUCGAUUCGACCUUAUAGUUGCCAAAUUUAUGAAGAUACUCCAGGUUACACGAUUAAACCAUGUUACGCAUCAAGCAUGAGCAGAUGGUCGGACAGCAAAUGUUUACCCGUUAAACAUCCAAAAUUUAGCUAUGCUCUUGAGAUUAUUAGCAGUCUUUGUGAUCUCAUUGUUACUACGUUUGACGCGUCACACGGUCAAGCAUUCCUUCCUGAACAACUCGUGAUUUCAUGCACAGAUUAUAUGAAAAGUGUCACUGAAGCUAUGGUCAAUUAUAUUAUUUUACAGCAUUUACCUGCAUUUCCAUGUGUCGUGCAAGCAUCUCGUGAUGAACUUCCACUCUCAAUUCAACAGACAGUUCAUGAUUUUAGAAGUAUCAUGCCCAUACAUGCAGGUCAUAUCCCACAUCCAUAUGUUGCCCAGAAAGGCAUACGAGAGAUGUGUGUCGAGAGGGGACAAAAUUUUACACAUGAAUUUGGGCGUUCUUUAUUUGGAGCAUUGGCCGAUCUAGCAGAACUAAGACCAUGGCGCAUCUUCUCUACUGAUUUUGCCAUUUAUGUGACCAUUCGACACUCGAAAUUCUUUGAAAAUAAGCCCUUCAAUACACCCAAUUUGCCCUACUUACUUGAAAAGAGAGGAAUUGGCAUUGAAGGUCUUGAUUUUAUGGAUGGCAAGAAUGAGCGAAUUAUUUGUGUGAUGGGUCACACGGAUCCCAAUUCCUCAGGUUUUUCUAUUUUGAACGAUUUGGAAUCGUUUUUGACAUUUAUUCCAAUGCCCCAUGCUAUUGACGCAUGUCCAAGUGUACAAUAUACUCCAAAGGAUCUAAUUGCCCAUGACGACUUGGAUGACAUUAAAGCUUAUGAUUGGCCAAUUUAUAAGGGUGAUUCACGAGAAUUUUAUCCCAUGAUUGCAACCAUUUUAAAGAACUUCUUUUGGACGCAAGAUGCAAGCAAAAUCCAGAGAUGUGAUCUGCGUGAAUUAAAAUGGAUCGAAGCAGCUGUGCGGGGAUUAUGUGCUUUUAUUCGAAAGAGAUGUGCACAUGGACAUCCUGUUGUGAAUUCUCCAUUCGAAAUUGUGAUCGAUACACACGAUGGAGAAGCCACUGUUAAAAUACUCGUGAAACGAGAAUAUUUCCCAAAUAGAACGGCAGAAAAAACUCAGAAAAAGUAUCAGAGUGCAUUGGAUGAAAUUGGCCGACAAUUCGAUGCCAUGGUUCAAGAAAAACAACGACAAAUGAGAGAAGAGGAGAAAAAAUUCAACGAAAAACUUGAUGCUACUAGCUCUGCAACAACAUCCUCGACAAAGAAGUCAUCUCAAAAACAAGAACCACCAACCACAACAACCACAGAAAAGAAAUGUUGUGCCUGUUGUGGUGCAAAGAAAAGUGCAACAACCAAACUUUUCGUAUGUGGAGCUUGUAAAUCUGUUCUGUAUUGCUCGAGAGAAUGUCAACAAAAGGAUUGGCCUCAACACAAACAAGUUUGCAAGAAGUGA
Molecule: messenger RNA, 2364 nt
Organism: Naegleria lovaniensis
Lineage: Eukaryota; Heterolobosea; Eutetramitea; Acrasida; Naegleriidae
Exons: 4
Coding region: 1-2364 (787 amino acids)
Biological process (GO): post-translational protein targeting to endoplasmic reticulum membrane
Cellular component (GO): membrane; TRC complex
Molecular function (GO): molecular adaptor activity; protein binding
Source: RefSeq, a predicted model, not a curated record